Tetrahymena thermophila SB210 is the source of this 1374-nucleotide messenger RNA. RefSeq names its product deoxyribonuclease II. The transcript is spliced from 2 exons. The record is from RefSeq and is a predicted model, not a curated record. Gene Ontology annotation, biological process: apoptotic DNA fragmentation. Gene Ontology annotation, molecular function: deoxyribonuclease II activity. Lineage: Eukaryota; Ciliophora; Oligohymenophorea; Hymenostomatida; Tetrahymenidae.
GAUUCUCUAAAUACUAACAAAUUUUAAAGAAAAGUAGUUCAAUCUAAAAAUCAAUAACUAAUAUUAAUAUUAACAAUUUUAAUAAAUAUCAAAUUUUAUAAUGUUUAAUUCAAUGACAAAAGAAAUUAGAUUUUUAAAGAAGCUAUUAAUAGUGAUAAUAUCUUUAUCAUUAACAAGAGGAGAUCUUUCAUGCAAAGGAAUAUACUAAUAAGAUGUUGCAUUCUAUGUUAUCUAAUCUAUGCCUUACGACGUUUAAGUAAAAGAACAAAUAUAUUUUGGUUACACCGAUGAUCAAAAUUUAAGAUCUACUUUUAAUUACUCUCCAUAAAAUCUACUUUUUAAUUCUUCCUCACCAAUAUCUCUUUUAAUUUCAUAAAUAAAUGAUGAUCCAUCAAUAAAGUUUAUUUAAUGGGAUAAUAAUUAAGGAAAGAGUAGCCUUUCUUCUUUUUCUAAAGGUUUAGUUGCUAUUUAAGAAGAAUCAGAACAUGGAUUGUUUUUUGGGUAUAGCAUGAAUAACUUUUUGAAAAUUAAUAAAUCUAAAAUUGAAAUGAAUCUCAAUCAAUAAGAUCAAAUGUUUGGCUAAUAAUUCUUUUGUAUUUCUCUAGACUUAGAAAAUUUAGAAAAAUUAGCAGAAAAUUUGUUGAUUACAAAAAUUAAUGUUUAAUUUAGUAAUAUAUCCUCUUAAUUAAAAUUUAAAAAUCUCUCUAGACUUCAAAAUUAUUUAAAUAUUCACUAUCCACUCGAUUACAAAACAGUUGAUUUGAAUUUAAUAAAUUCAGAAGUAAUUGUUAAAAUGAUCACUUAAAAUUAUUGGAUUUAUUAUAACACCAAUAUAUCAUCUGAUUUUGAAUCAUUGACUAUAGAUGAUUAAAUAUCUGCAAUAUUAAAUUGUGAUAUUCUUUUUAAAAACUCUAAGCCAUCUGUAAAUUAAUGCUAACCUCAUUAUACUUCUGAGACUAUCUUAACUAUUCAACAUAAAAAUUAUAAAUUAGACUCAAAAUAAGAUAAAUCAAAAUGGAUCCUUUGUAAAAAUAAUAAUCAAAAUACAACACCUUUUAUCUGUUUAAGUGAUUUAGAUAAUUACACACCACGCUACUUUCAUGGUGGUAACCUAUUCUGCUUUAAGAGCAAAUAACUUCAUUAAUUAUAUUCUAAUAUGAUCUCAUCAAUCAAUUUUUGUACUUUAGACGAUAUACUUCAUUCAAAACCUAGAGAUAAUAAAUUCACUGAAUUAUAAAACGAAAAUAAAGAAGAAAAAGAAAAUCCUUAAAAUUAUUAUUAAGAUAUCUGAUAAUAACAAUUGCUAAUUGCAGAUUUUUUAUUUGUAUUAGAGAGUUAAACAGAUAAAGGUUAGACCUAUAACUAUUUAUAUUU